GUAAAAAUAAUGAGAAUGCAACCGGGCCGGGCGGGGCCAUACCCGAUAAUUCCACAGGACUUGUUCCAAAAUGCAACAGAGUUGUAUGAAGUUUGUCCAUUUCUUAUGGUUAUGGUUAUGGUUAUGGUUGCUAGAAAUCUUCACUUCUACACUCUGCUCUCGGCCUCCUCCUCUCACUGCUAACUGUUUUCACGACCAGCCGUCCGUCCGUUCUCCUGCGAUGGAUCCCAAUCCCAAGUCCUUUCCUCUCCUCUCCUACGUCAUGUCUCGCUUCCCUUCCAUCAGGCCCUCCAAACCCGCCUCCUCUGAUCCCGUCUUCGACAUUGAGCAGCCACCGCCCACCUCCGCCCAUCCGCAAAUCGUUGAUCAAAUGCCCCACCUUGCCCACCCUAAGGUCCUCGCUUCCAUGACACAAGCCGUCUCCGAUGUUGCUCAUACCCGGUCUGUUCUUCAAACCCUGGGUCCGCGACCCGACCAUGAGGCAGUUGACAGCGCCCGCUCCAAGCUCUCCGAGAUGGAGUCCAAUCUAUCCAAAUCCCUCGAAGAGCUCGUUCUCUCCCCUCGUCCCCCGGAAGUGGAUCGCCUUGAGUGGCGAGUCCACCUCGCUGAAAAGGAACAGCAGAUUCGGCAACAAGCAGAGAAAGAACAAGCCAUUUAUAAGUCAAUUUUGCAGCUCGACGAAAUGCAUGAAGCAUACGGCAGGCUUCUCAAGGAUGCUGAGGAGAGGCUUGUGAGGAUUUACGAGUCGGCACAAAAAGUGGCGGAAAGCUCGGAAAUAGUGGAAGAGGUGAACGAGGAGGUGGUAGGGGUGCUUGAGGAGGCGCAGGGAAGCAGAUUGGAAAGGGUGGAUUUGUCAGGGAGGAAAUUGCGGUUUUUGCCUGAGGCUUUUGGAAGGAUUAGUGGCUUGAUUCUGCUUAAUCUAUCAAAUAAUCAGCUUAAUGUCAUUCCUGACUCCAUAGCUGGAUUAGAAAAACUUGAAGAACUCAAUCUGUCUUCAAAUCUUCUGGAAUCACUCCCAGACUCAAUUGGGUUGUUGCAUAACUUGAAAAUCCUGAAUGUAUCUUCAAAUAAAUUGAUGGCUUUACCGGACAGUAUUUGUCAAUGCAGGUCACUGGUUGGGUUAGAUGUGAGCUUCAACUCCAUGACAUAUCUGCCAACAAACCUUGGAUAUGAGUUAGUGAACCUACAAAGGCUUUCAAUUCAAUUGAACAAGAUCCGUUCCCUUCCCACGUCUAUUGGUGAAAUGGGGUCUCUGCUGUAUCUGGAUGCUCACUUCAAUGAACUUUGUGGACUUCCAGAUGCAAUUGGAAGACUGACAAAUCUUGAGAUUCUAAAUCUGAGUAGUAAUUUUGCUGAUUUCACACAACUUCCUGAUACAAUUGGCGAGUUGACAAACCUUAAGGAACUUGACCUCAGUAACAACCAAAUCCAUGUUCUUCCCGAUACAUUUGGGCGACUUGACCAGUUGACCAAGCUCAAUUUAGAGCAAAAUCCUAUUGUCAUUCCACCUGUUGAGGUUGUGAAUCAAGGAGUUGAAGCUGUCAAAAGUUUCAUGGCUAAGAGGUGGUUUGACAUACUUGUGGAGGAAGAAAGGAAGUCAAUGCUUGAAGUAAACGGACAGGCACAGACUGGAUGGUUAACACGCAGCACGUCUUGGCUGAAGACUUAUGUUUCUGGUGUUAGUGAGACUGUCUCAGAAUUGCUCGGGACUCCCAGAGGAUCUCCCAGAGACCCUUAUCUUGAUGAGCAGCGAUGAUUGCUUGCUUGGCUAAUAAUUUCUGUUUGCUGCUGCACUCAUUCUCUCUGUCUCUCCUUUUUUUCUUCUGCAAUUUUGAGCUUGAAGGGUGAAAAAAUCUGACAUUUUUUCAUGUUCCAUUUUUUGGUAUAUGACUUGGACAAAAAUAAAUAGGUAUGGGUGCUCACUCGUUAUUGAUAGCUACUGACUCUAGUAAAAUUCUAGAAGCUGUAUAUCAAAUUGUACUGGAGUUUUAGCUGUUAUUUCAAGUCUACUUGCAUUUUUGUCAGUUAAUGAAAUAUGGCACUGUUGUAUUUGCAAAAUUUUGCUGUGUGAUGGGUAUUUUGAGCCUCUGGAAGUUUUAUUUGGAAACUAUUGCUUUUGCUGUUAGGUAUGGUUACUGAGAUUUUAGCUAAAUCAGGAGAAGCAUUGCCCAUCUCUUAUAAUUGAUAUUGAAUCAUUAAGCUUCCACAAGUGAAGAAGCUUUCUAAAGGUGAUUCAUACGAACACCAGCUGCUGAAAUUCUGCUCAGAACCUGUGACAGAGAGGAGACGGAUUGGACCAACUUCAGCUAGCAAGCAAUAAAGGUUUUCUUCUUUC
Rubroshorea leprosula is the source of this 2335-nucleotide messenger RNA. Lineage: Eukaryota; Viridiplantae; Streptophyta; Magnoliopsida; Malvales; Dipterocarpaceae. The record is from the annotation of a GenBank genome assembly.